CCCGGACAGCGCCAGCCCAGACCUCACCUCUUUGCAGGUCGUGAAGUGGUGGCCCUGACAGAGCAGACCAGAGCCCUCUUCACCAACCCUCAUCGUCGACCCCCUGUCUCCUGGCCUGGCCCAGACCCAUGCCCACACAGGCCGCACCGACUUGUCCAGUUGUCCAUCACCCCGCCUCCCGGCAUCGUCGUCUUGGUUCCUUUUUUGCUCUGUCCUCCACCGGGCAGCGCCUGCUGACUUGUUGCGACGCUCCUUGUCCCAUGCCGGCAGCGACAUACGAGUAGACGGUGCCAAUUCGGCGUGUACGAGUCCUGUCCUGCCCUCGCCCCUCGACCACCAUCGCCACCGCCAUGGACGAGCUGCGCUUCCGGGCCCAGCAGUCGCCGCGCAACGAGCCGCCCAUGGCCAGCUUCGUCUCGCCCCCUCGCAAUGGUGCUCGCCUGCCCCAACAGGGCCCCCACGACCAGCGCGCCAACAUGCCUCGACGCUUCACCACCGACUCAGGCCGCGUCCCGACCCUGUCGUCGGUCAACUCCAACAUGAGCUCGCCACAGCGCGGCCCGGGCCUCGACGCCAACCCGGAAUAUAAUACGUUACACAAGGUUCAGCUGAUCGAGCAGAAGAAGUUGGAGUAUGAGCGGAUCCGAGAGCAGCGCCACCGUUUCGAGCUGGAGAUGCAGCGUCUCGACCAGCGACAACGACGCGAGGCCCAGGAGCUCGCUCAGAUGGAGGAGGAAAUCGGCAGACUGGCCGGCCAUCAGUCUGAGCCGACGACCCCGCCCGAGUAUCGCGACAACUCGGGCUUCCCAUCCAUGUUCUCGAGGCCGAAUCGUUAUUCCAUGUCGAGCUUGGCUUCUCCCCCGGGCUUGUUCAACCGCCCUGCUCGUUCAGGCUCGCAGUUGACCUCGCCGCCCUCGGGCCUCAUACAGAACCGGUACGGCUACGAAGAGCCGAUGCCCUCUCGCUCUGUUCCCACCACUCGUCGAAACAGUGACGACGAGGAAAAGGAGGAGGCUGUCCGUCAGGACCCGACUAGCCACAGGUCAACCAAUGCGUACGUGCCCCUGCCCCCCCGUGCUUGUUGUUUUCCCUCGAAUUGGUGAAUUCCACUUUGCGUUCGUCAACCUGCUACUUCUUCUUUUCUGUGCAAUUUCGACCACGCGCAUUACCUGGAGGGCCUGCAUAGUAGAGCUCAUCACGAGUGGCGGCGUGACUCUGCUCCAGGCGAUGCGCAGGGUAACGGGGAUGUGCACUGCUCGUACCUCUAGCACCGUCUGGCUUUGGGUCGAUGACCAGCGCAUCAACUGGGGCCUGUCAAGCUUCCACGGCCCGGCUCACUGGACCCAGAGUGCAGGUCAACGCCGAAACUCUCCUCCAACACAGCCUGUGCUCCUCGUUCGCGAGGUGCACCUGAAGUCUCGAGCGAGGCUGCUACUGCAUUUGCGACGGGACGUCGUCGAGUCACAAAACAUCGCAAGAGGCUUGCUGCUGCCGCUCCACGCCUGCCUCUUAUCAAAUCGCUGUGUCCGCCGAACAACACAGCCUGUCAUUUACCCUCCUUGUCGCCGCUUUUCUUCCUCUACCUCCCUGCCUCCAGCACACCUCCUGCCAGUGCAGGCGCUUUGUUGACCGUGCUUGACCCGCCAGAAGAGCUCAGCUUUCACUGCAAUUACCUGUGCACCCGCGAUUGCUGCCUUAAUUGCUCGAAUGCCUCAGCACGGUGCACCGCAGCCAUUGCGCGCGAGCCUGUCCGCCUCCACCCGCACCAAGGGCUCGUUGCAUCAAACAUCUUUCAACUUCAUGCUUCCCACGCGAGCUGAUGCACCACUGACCGACUCCGCCAACAGCUUGAAUCGCUACUCAAUGCCGGUAACUCGGUCGCGAAACGGAUUGUACGACAUGAAUCUCGACCAGACCAACACUACGCGCUUCCUGUUUGGCGACGAAGAACCCAAGGCGCUCCAUCGCGGGCAGACGCCUGACGAGCAUUUCCCCACUCUCGUGAGGCGGGAAGAUCAGAUGCUUUCAGCGUCUUCUGCCGCGCUCGAUCUUGCGCUCUCCCCGUCUCCUAACCCUGAAGCAUCCGCCAUCAACCGCUGGAGUCGUGUUAACCAUCACCGCCCGCAACAGAGCCUCUCGUCCAUCAACGGGGUGUCUUCGGCCCAGGCUGGGGACCUUGCAAGCAUCGGCAGCCGACCGAACUCGCUUCGCCACUCACUUGAUCUCAAGUAUAUCUCGGAGAACGCGAUCGAGUCGUCUGGUGGCAUCAUGAAUCCGUCCGCCAACCACAACAUGAACACCACCCCGCCCCGACUGCAGAGCUCCUUCUCUGCCAAUGACGUGCCUACGGUUAAGAACCCGGCAGGCGCUGCUAUAAUGGGAGGCAACGCAAACAACCAUGCUCAACAGCAUUUCCACAAUCACAACGCCAGCAUCGGCCGCAUCCCCGCUGGUGCCCUGCCUACCCGCGGUCAUAACCGCGAGCUGUCGAGCGACAGCAACGCCAACGGUGGCCGAGAGCAAGCGGGCGGCUUCCCGUCCAUCCAGUCCGCGCUUCAUGCUAGCGCGCCACCAUUUGGCCCAAGCAUCACGUCGGCAGCGCCAACAUCGAGCGCUUCGGCCAUCUCGUCGCCUACCAGCGCAGCCCCUACAGGCCAGUUCCACGGCUUCUUCCCCACCAAUGGAUAUGCUCCAGCUGGUGCCAACGGCGCGGGAAACUUUGGCAUGCCGAUGCUUGCAGCGCAAAUGCAGCAGAUGAACAUGAACGGCGUCAACAACGGAAACACGGUGUACCCCCCUCAGAACUACACCGGCUACGGCUCCAUGCCAUACAACCCGGCCGGUCAACGUGACAGCCAGGCACGUGUGAUCCAGCACCGCCGCCAGCUGGAUAAUGAAGCCAUGUCGCGGUACCACAACAUGCCUCUGGAUUCGUUCCGAGGCCAAAUCUACGACCUGUGCAAGGAUCAGCACGGCUGUCGCUAUCUUCAGAAAAAGCUCGAGGAACGCAAUCCGAGCCAGGUCACCAUGAUCUGGGAGGAGACAAACCAACAUGUCAUCGAGCUUAUGAUGGACCCGUUUGGUAAUUAUUUGUGCCAAAAGCUCCUCGAGUUUUGCAAUGACGACGAGCGUACCGUUUUGAUUCAAAACGCGUCACAGGACAUGGUCCGCAUCGCCUUGAACCAGCAUGGAACCAGAGCUCUGCAGAAGAUGAUUGAGUUCGUCAACACUGGACAGCAGGUCCGACUUAUCAUUGAGGCCCUGCGCUUCCGAGUUGUUGAGCUCAUCCAGGACCUCAACGGCAAUCACGUCAUCCAAAAGUGCCUCAACAAGCUUACCUCGACCGAUGCCCAGUUCAUCUUUGAUGCGGUUGGCAACAACUGCGUCGAUGUGGGCACGCAUCGACACGGAUGCUGUGUGCUCCAGCGUUGCAUCGACCACGCCUCCGGCCACCAGAAGUCUUGGCUGGUCGACCGCAUCACGGGCCAUGCUCGUGUUCUCGUGCAGGACCCUUUCGGCAACUAUGUCGUUCAGUACAUCAUCGACCUCAACGAGCCGAGCUUCACGGACCCUGUCGUCCAAUCUUUCAAAGGCUGCGUCGGAUCGUUGUCUCGUCACAAGUUUAGCUCCAAUGUGAUUGAGAAGUGUCUCCGAUGCGCUGGACCCGAGUCCAAGGACAUGAUUGUCGACGAGCUGCUUGCUCCGCAGGAGAUUGACCGUAACUUGCGGGAUUCGUUCGGCAAUUACGUCGUUCAGACGGCUCUGGAGUUCGCCACGCCACAUCAGAAGUAUCGCCUGGUCGAGGCCAUUCGCCCGCUUCUCCCACAAAUCCGCAAUACUCCUUACGGGCGUCGCAUCCAGGCCAAGAUCGCCAUGUACGACAAUCGUGGGAGCGCGGCUUCCAGCGGCCAGGCUACCCCUGCCGACAACACCCAAGGUCAGAUCCCCAUCCGUCCCGGUCAUGGUCAUACUCGUGGCAUGUCUGGGAACGCUCCCAUGUUGGCCAGCAAUGGACUCGCAACCAACGGUGGCAGCUUGUCAGGAUUGGCCGCGCAGGGUAUGCGUCAGAAUGGCCCGAUUCAUUCCGGCACCACGGCCUUGGGAGCCCCCGGCGCAACGACGUCUGGACCGGCGCAGUAUCAGCCCGCCCAGCAGCAGCCGCAGCAGCCGCAGCAGCUGCACACCGUUCAACAGCCCGGUGCUCAGCAAGGCCAAGCAGAGCAAGGCCACAUGCAGCCUGGCCCUGUCCAGCAGCCCCAGUUCAGCCAGAUGCCGCCGGCCGAGUACACGCCGAACAACUCCUCGACGGACACCAGCGAGGCACGCUGGGUGUAAACUACCUUCCCUUCAAGUGUACUGCCACCCAGAGGACCAUUUGCUUGUACAACGGUUUUCAUGAUCCUCUUUCCAGGCCACUGGGUGGCAUUCUCAUGCAGCACGGUUACGACACGGCCAUGACUUGACGAUUUUCCUUGCUCCGCGUUUGCAAUGAGCCGCGAAGAGCAAACCUUGACGCCAAGACCGUACGUUUGGCAUGAUAACACGACGUCUCACUCUGACCAGCACAGCACCCUCGCGGGAGCUUUGUGUGUACAUUACCCAAGGAAAGGAAGUCUGGAAACGAAAACGCUCACCGGUCCACAUCCAUCAAACUCUUGCACUAGAGAAACCGGACCGACAACGGCAUCCUGUAUGUGUACUAGGAUCGUCACCACAUCUCCAUCGGCAUAGACGAGCCCUUGAACUCUUUUUUCCCUUUCCCCCUUCGAUUUUCGAAUUCUCUGUUGUUGUUGCGCCUGCAUCUUGCCUCUUUUCUUCUGCAACAUGUGCCACGCCAUCUGCAUUGAUGGCUUCGGCCGACGAGAGACCAUGAGAGCGUGCCUUCUUGCCAUUGAUGUCGCUUAUUGCGGCAUGUUAGCGGGGGAAGGAAGGACGUCUGGACUCGGGGACCGGCAUUAACUUGGGGGUGUGCGCGCACGUUUGGGGUAGAGACGUCGUGCUGGCUGGAGGCUUCUCCGGGUUUCUCUUUUUUUUUUCUCGCGGUGUUUGUAUGAGUUUAGAGACAGAAAAGAAAUCGACC
Molecule: messenger RNA, 5080 nt
Organism: Purpureocillium takamizusanense
Lineage: Eukaryota; Fungi; Ascomycota; Sordariomycetes; Hypocreales; Ophiocordycipitaceae
Exons: 5
Coding region: 1708-4335 (875 amino acids)
Biological process (GO): post-transcriptional regulation of gene expression
Cellular component (GO): cytoplasm
Molecular function (GO): mRNA binding
Source: RefSeq, a predicted model, not a curated record